CAAAGAACGUUUCAACCUUUUAUCUUUUAUGUUUUCUUCUUCUCCCUUCAAAAGCAUAAUACUAGUAUAUUUUACCCAUUUACAGUAGGGCUUUCCCAUGAAAUUUGUCUUUCUCUUGAUCGAAACUAUACUACCACUGCUCAUUUAAUUCCAAGAAUGAGUGAAACAAUGGAUGAAUGGCACGUUUCUCAAAGUGAUGAAGAUUACGGAGCUGCAGAAGCACACAGCGACCGACUCAGUGAUUUACCCGACUCUUUAAUUCUCACCAUUCUUUUGUUGUUGGAUAUGAGAGAUGUUGUUCGGACAUCCCUUCUCUCCCAACGUUGGAGAAAUCUCUGGUCCACCAUCCCCUGCCUUGAUUUCUUCGAACAAACUCCAACUAUUAUAUCUAGUGUUCUUGCACAAUGGAAAGGUCCCAAGAUUCUGAAAUUCUGCUUAUCUUUCCCUCGUUACAUUGUGGGCCCUAGUAGUGUUAUUGAUUCAUGGCUUCUUUUUGCUAUCGAGAAACAUGUGGGAGAACUUUUUUUAUAUUUUUCAUAUUGGAGAGAUGUUGAUAGUAAUGGGAAGGGUAGAUACUGCUUACCUCAGCCCUUGUAUUCAUGCUCGUCGAUUACAAAAUUAACUCUUUUGAGUUGUAAGCUGAGAAUUGAGGAUAAUGUGCAGUGGAAUCAACUCAAGAGAUUAGAGAUUAGAUAUCCGGAUGGGUUGAGUGGUGAUGCCAUGAACCAAGUUCUUAUGGGUGCUCCUCGGUUGGAAGAGUUGGUUUUGUGCAGUUUUGAAAUUAGUGAAAACUUCAUUAUCCAAUCUAUUAGUUUGAAGAUGCUCAAGAUAGAGACGGAUUGUGUUUGGCCUCAAACUAUAGUGAUGAGAAUUUGGGCCCCUAAUCUCUUGGCUUUUAAAAUUGACGCUAGUUUUCAUGGUAAUUGUUUGUUGGAUGCCCCCUCUUUGACUCAUGCAAUUCUUUGUUUGCGGAGCAAGGUAGAUGAAGCAACACAAUUUGUCAUGUUUAAUCAAUUUUAUCGAAGCAUCCGCCAUGUUAAGAAGCUCACGUUGUCAUAUUCGUGCAUUCAGUGGCUUCUCACCAUGAAGAAGAAAGAUAUGGUUGUUCGGUUCCCAAAUGCUGAGCUUCUAAAACACAAAAGCAUAUGCACAUAUUUUGGUUUUCUUGAUCUCCUUGAUCUUCUUGAGAUGUUUCCUAAGCUUAAGACGUUAAGUUUUCAUCGAAAACGCCAGGAUGAUGUUUCCAUGUUUAUGAGUCUUGAGACGACAUUGCCCAGGCCCUCACUCUCACUGCUCCAUUUACAUACAGUUGAUAUGACUUGGUUUCAAAGAGACCCUUCAAUUAUACCAUUUAUAGGAUUUCUCUUGCAAAAUUCUCCCUCGCUUCACAAGAUGGUGUUUCGUCUAGUAAAUUUCACAGAUGAUCACGAGCAGUUUCUAAUGAUACAAGAGAAGAUUUUGGCAAGCACGAAAACAUUUCAGAUUUUGGCUGCGGAGGGAGCCCAAUCAACACUAGGAACAAAAGCUGGUGAGUUGUUUAGACUUCAGCACAAGAGCCGGCGCAGUCGGCAGUCAAAAAUCUCUCUCACCCUUCCAGACCUGCGCUGCAUUUACCCGUGCUCGGAGCUCCUGACCUUCUCUUCCAGCAUACUCCGCGCCACCACCUUCCUCCUCCGCAAGGCUUGCAUCGCCGACAUCCGCUUCGUCAUCCACCACUUCCCCUACCUCCUCACCUGUAGCAUGGAGCGGCAGCUCCGCCCCACUAUCUACUUCCUCCAAGGCUGCUUCGAAAUUAGAGCUCAGAAAGUGGGUGGAGUUGUGUGUUAA
Salvia miltiorrhiza (redroot sage) is the source of this 1827-nucleotide messenger RNA. RefSeq names its product putative F-box protein At1g49610. NCBI's taxonomy places the organism in Eukaryota, Viridiplantae, Streptophyta, Magnoliopsida, Lamiales, Lamiaceae. The record is from RefSeq and is a predicted model, not a curated record. Gene Ontology annotation, molecular function: protein binding. Bases 157 to 1827 code for a protein of 556 amino acids. The transcript has 4 exons.